Archocentrus centrarchus (flier cichlid) is the source of this 1404-nucleotide messenger RNA. Its product is annotated as G-protein coupled receptor 61-like. Gene Ontology annotation, biological process: G protein-coupled receptor signaling pathway. NCBI's taxonomy places the organism in Eukaryota, Metazoa, Chordata, Actinopteri, Cichliformes, Cichlidae. The record is from RefSeq and is a predicted model, not a curated record. Gene Ontology annotation, molecular function: G protein-coupled receptor activity. Gene Ontology annotation, cellular component: plasma membrane; endosome; signaling receptor complex. Bases 1 to 1404 code for a protein of 467 amino acids. The transcript has a single exon.
AUGGAGCCAAUGUGGAACUCCUCCCACACGCAUCCACAGCCUACAUCCAACAUGUCUGCCUCCUCUCUGCCUGAAGGCUGGGCUCUGUCCCAGUCGUUAGCCCUGCUGGCGAUGCUGCUCAUGGAUCUGCUGGCUGUGGUGGGUAAUGUGGCUGUCAUGGCGGUCAUUGCCAAGGCCCCGCAGCUCCACAAGUUUGCCUUUGUCUUCCACCUGUGUGUGGUGGACCUUCUGGCAGCCCUGGUGCUGAUGCCCCUUGGCAUGCUCUCAAGCCGCGCCUUCUUUGGGGAGGCCCUGUGCAGGAGCUACCUCUUUCUCAGUGUGUGCCUAGUCAGUGCUGCCAUCCUCUCUAUCUCUGUCAUCAAUGUGGAGCGUUAUUACUACAUCAUACAUCCGAUGCGCUAUGAGGUGAAGAUGACCAUUGGCCUGGUAGCUUCAGUGCUUGUGGGGAUAUGGGUAAAAGCUCUGGCCAUGUCUGCUCUGCCGCUGCUCGCUUGGUUACUGCAGGGUGGAAAAACUCCUCUCCUGGAGAGUAGUGGGGUUGACGGAGGAGGUGGAGGUGCGGUCCCAUCUCCCCCUGCUCAGGGUCAUAGGCGCUGCUCACUUCACUGGACAGGGGGAGGAUCAAACCGCUUGGCCUUCAUGGUCCUCUUCACUCUGGUGUAUUUUCUGUGCCCACUGCUGGUGAUUCUUGUUGUGUACUGCAACAUGUUUAAAGUGGCCCGGGUAGCUGCAAUGCACCACGGCCCACUGCCCACAUGGAUGGACACACCUCGUCGCCAGAGGUCAGAGUCACUCAGCAGCCGCUCUACAAUGGUUACCAGCUCUGGGACAGGUACUGGAACAGGCAGAGGAACUCCACAACGCCCUUUUGGAGGAGGAAAGGCUGCAGCAGUGUUGGCAGCAGUAGGUGGGCAGUUUCUUUGUUGCUGGCUGCCCUACUUUACUUUCCACCUAUAUUCAGCACUGGCUGCCAGCCCUCCGGCCACACUGGCCUCUCUGGAGGAAGUGGUCACCUGGAUUGGCUACUUCUGCUUCACGUCCAAUCCCUUCUUCUAUGGCUGUCUGAACAGACAGAUCCGAGAGGAGCUGGGCAAGCACCUGCCUUGCCUGUUUCGUCGAGCAGGAAUUGAGGUGGAGGACAGACUACCCAGCCGUGAAGGAUCCAUAGAGGAGAAUUUCCUUCAGUUUCUUCAGGGCACUGGCUGCAACUUGGAUCCUCAAAACUCUCAUAGCACUUCCAGCCCCAAGGGUGAGGCCUGCUGCCCCGUGGCUCAGUCACAGCCAGCUGAGCCCGCACAUCCCAUUCCCAUUGAUUUCCGUAUCCCAGGACAAAUUGCGGAGGAGACUUCAGAGUUUAUUGAGAUUGAACAGGCGAAAAACAACCAUAUAUAUACAGACAGUUGA